Camellia sinensis is the source of this 907-nucleotide messenger RNA. RefSeq lists its product as uncharacterized. Lineage: Eukaryota; Viridiplantae; Streptophyta; Magnoliopsida; Ericales; Theaceae. The record is from RefSeq and is a predicted model, not a curated record.
GCAAAUGCCAACGGUUCAUUCACUCUCACUCUCUCUCUCCCGACUUUCUCUCUCUACUCUGCAAAAAACUUUGCUCUAACCAGUAGAACAAUCAAACAGCAGUAGCUGAUUCAACAGUGAUUCUAGACACAGAAAAUGUCGAGCAAGUCCCCAAUUUUUCCAAUGCCAGAGCCUCACCACUUCAGCGACUAUGGCUUCGAUCCUCAAAUCGAUUACUUCCAGGUGUUAGAGGAAGCUAGGAAGCACAAGCGCGAGACCACGAGAUCGAUCGAUGCUCUGCACUUCAAGCUCCAAAAACCCAUCUCCAGAGACGAAUCAAAGAAGAUCAAGAAGAGCAAGCGGCGGUGGUGGAGGAGCGCCGUGCUCUUCUUCCGCCGCCGCUGGACUCCCAGCGUCGCCGCCGAUCACGGCGGCGAUAUUGGACUCCACCGUGGUCGCGCACUCAGGGGAUCGGUUUCCGGGCCGGUUUACGUCACCGAGAGCAUACCGUACCGGACCACCAGCCGGCCGUCAUCGGGGCCGCUCGCCGGAACGUUGACUCCGGCGAGGAAGGGGGAGGUGGAGAUUCCGUACAUCAGCCUCAGGGAACUUAACAUGGAGCCGCAACACAUGAUCUCUACAUCUGCAAUGCCUAUAUAUUUGGUCACGUGAAUCUGUGGUUGAUUAUGAGUAGAGUGAUCUUUAGAGCUUUGAAUUAAGGUUGGGUUUUGACUGUAGUUUGGAUUUUGAUUUAAAUCUUUAGGUGGGUGUUUUUUGUGUACCCUUUUAGUUCAAAGGUGCUUUGAUCCAUUGGGAAAGGAAAUAAAAGUAUGUGGUGGCGUUUUCUGAUCGGAUCACUUUAUUGAUUUCUGUAACAAAUGAACUUUGUGGUUUGACUGCCUCGAUUUUCUUUCUUUUUCUUCUUUUA